CAAUGAAUAGCAUCAUUAUGUCAAGUAAUGGAACUGCUUAUGCCUUGAAAACUUAAUUAGGUAGUGGCUCAUUUGGAACAGUAUAUCAAGUCUUAGAUUUAAAAACUAAUAAAUAUUAUGCCUGCAAAAUUGUAAUCCAAUUUAAUAAAAUAAUAGAUUUCAAAAGCUUUGUUAUAUCAAUAUAAUGCAGAAUCAAUGAUAAGACAAGAGAUUUAAAUAUAAUCAACAUUAAAUCAUAAAAACAUACUCAAAGUCUAUCAUUCUUUUGAAGACAAUCAAAAUAUUUAUAUUAUUUCUGAAUACUGUUCUAAAGGUUCAUUAUAAUUUCCAAAGACCCCUUAUUAAGAAAAAGAUGUCUUUAAUAUUUGUAUUUCCUUAUUAGGAGCAUUGGAUUGUUUACAUUCAAAUAAAAUAAUCCAUCGAGAUUUGAAAGUAAUAUCUUAAAUUAUAUCGUCUAAAUUAGUUAGAUAAUGUGUUUCUUCAUGAAGAUGGUACUUAUAAAUUGGGAGACUUUGGUUGGGCAACUUAUAUCGAUAAAGUGGAACCUAUUCUUUGUGGAACAACUGAAUAUAUGCCACCAGAAGUUGUGUUAAAAUAACAACAUGAUUAUAAAGUUGAUUGCUAUUCACUUGGAGCAUUAAUUUAUGUAAUACAUUAUUAUUUUAUUAUAAUAGAUUUUACUUCAUACUCAUUUUCCAUUUUAAGCAAAUUCAUAAAGUGACUUAAUUGGGAAAAUAAAGAAUCAAGAUAUUAUUGUUAAUAGUCAUAUAAAUGAGGAUUUAUAAAUUCUAAUUCAAGCAUUAUUAACUAAAAAUCCUAUUGAUAGACCUACUGUUUAAUAAUUGUAUUUGAGUAAAUGGAUAAAAAAAUAAAUGAAGUUAAAUAAUAUUUUCAAUAAAUAUGAAAAUGAAUAACUCAAAAAUAAAUUCAGAUAAAAAAAAAUUACAAUAAAAACUUUAGAUGUGAAGUAAAUAAUUAUUUUAAUUUUUUAAUAGUGGAUCAGUAAAAACUAGUCUAUCUGAUAGUCAAAAAAACUCAUUAACUCAUAGUUCUAGUACUCAAAUUAGUUCUUCCAAUAAUCUUUAUUCACCUGUUGCUAAUAGGGGCAACAUUGAUUAGAUAUUUAAUUUCAAGGAUUUUGAUAAUAUCAACUCUGUUCCAUAACCUAAACUUUACUGA
Messenger RNA from Paramecium pentaurelia, 1179 nucleotides. The record is from the annotation of a GenBank genome assembly. Lineage: Eukaryota; Ciliophora; Oligohymenophorea; Peniculida; Parameciidae.